Nerophis lumbriciformis (worm pipefish) is the source of this 1911-nucleotide messenger RNA. NCBI's taxonomy places the organism in Eukaryota, Metazoa, Chordata, Actinopteri, Syngnathiformes, Syngnathidae. The record is from RefSeq and is a predicted model, not a curated record.
AUGCAGUCCUCUUCAGUGGAGGUGGACAGCAGCGGCGACUCUGUGGUGCAGGUGUGCUUCCCGGCUUCCCAGGCUUCGGUGCUGGAAGCCCUUAACCAACAGAGGGAGGACGGUCGCCUGUGUGACCUGGCCAUCCAUGUGCAAGGUCACGUGUUCAAGGCCCACCGCUGCGUCCUGGCUGCGUCCUCGCCAUACUUUCAUGACCAGGUCCUACUGAAGAACAUGUCCAGCGUGUCCAUCCCAGCCGUGAUGGAUCCACUGGCGUUUGAGAGCGUGCUUCGAUGUGCCUACACGGGUCAGCUAAGCAUGCUGCGCGAGGACAUCGUCAACUACCUGACGGUGGGCAGCGUCUUGCAGAUGUGGCACAUCGUGGACAAAUGCACCGAGCUUCUCAAGGAGAGCAGGGCUGCGGGGGGAGGCGCCAGUGGCGGCGUCGGCUCAGCUAACAACGAGGGUCUCGGUCGGGAUCAAGCACGGCAGGCGGAAACCCUACAGGAGCCCCAACGAGCCACGCAGCCUUCGAGCCGGCCGUCGGUCAGCGAGAGCCAGUCCCCUAGCAGUACCAACUACUUCAGCCCUGGAGCGGCCGCGGCCUUGGUGGGGGGAGGCAGUAGCGGCGGCGGUGGUGGUGCUGAAGUGGCAGCCAGCAACACGCCCAACUAUUGCAUGCCGUCCGGAGAGGAGUCCUUCACAGUAGAAGAGGGAGAGGAGGAGGAAGAAGAGGAGGAAUACCAGCAAAAGAGAAAAGGUGGCAGGAGGAAGAAAACCAGCUCUGCAUCAGAAGAGGAAGUCGGUGUCAGUGACAGCUUUGGCGUUUCCUCGUAUCAGGACGGCGAGGACGCAUCACUGCAGAGACGCCCCACCUACAUCCAGCCUAGCAUCAUGCCCCGCAAGCAGUGGGUGGUGGUCAAAGCCGAGCGGGCGGACGAUCGAGAUCUCAUUGUGGUGUCGGGCGAGGAAGGUGGCGGCGCUGAGGAGGAAGAGGAGGACGACGAGGACGAGGAUGACGAGAGGGAAAUAGCGUCCGGUCGGGAAAGGGACUGCGGCGGCGACUUUGCGAUCUCACACGUGCGGACGCUAUCCGCGGAGGGCGGUGCCAGAGGAGAUCCCGACACACAGAUGGACUACUGCCAGUCUUCUGAGGAAUUCCUCAAGUUGGAGGGCAGCUUGCUGGACGCUGCAUUAGCUCAGCAUGUCCAGGACGGCGCAGCGGGUCCAUGUUCAAGUCAGGGUGCCAAUCGUGGUGCUUCGGGGCUGCUGGGUCAGGUGGCCAACCGCGGCCAGCUCUUCCCUCUGGACAUGCAGGGCAACCAAAUCCUGGUCUACGGACAAACCUCUGCACCCCUGAUGGACACCGCCCCACCUCCCCUGAGCGGCAUGAUUGGCAGCGGCGCAUUUAAAAGCGUGGAGCACGGUCCGGCGGCCCCAGGAAGCGAGGGCAGCGGUGGCGGCGCUUCCGGUAAAGUCUUCAUGUGCCACUGCGGCAAGACGUUCACACACAAGAGCAUGAGGGACCGCCACAUCAACAUGCACCUGGAUUUGAGACCCUUCCAUUGCCCCGUUUGCGCCAAGAAAUUCAAAAUGAAGCAUCACCUGACUGAGCACAUGAAGACGCACACGGGGCUCAAGCCCUACCACUGCGCCGGAUGCGGUAGGAAGUUCAUGUGGCGGGACAGCUUCAUGAGGCACCGAUCGCACUGCGAACGUCGAGGGAGCCAAGACGUUGGCGACGUUUCCGAUGUUCUUCCCGGACCUCACGUCCUUCUCCCGUCGGGCGACGGGGGUGCGCGAGGAGGUGGGGUUUCCUCGCGCCUACACCACGCCGGCGCCGCGUCGGGGAGCGCCGUAGCAGCGACGGGGAUGUUCGGCAGCUUACCGCUAGAGUGCGCGGAUCUUGCUAACGACGGAUAA